This is a messenger RNA of Penicillium malachiteum, 1164 nucleotides long. RefSeq lists its product as uncharacterized. The transcript has a single exon. Lineage: Eukaryota; Fungi; Ascomycota; Eurotiomycetes; Eurotiales; Aspergillaceae. The record is from RefSeq and is a predicted model, not a curated record. The coding region runs from base 1 to 1164 and encodes 387 amino acids.
AUGGUCGAACUUAUCAGUCCUCCCAAACCUCGAGAUCUCCUCCCUCCUCUUUUGGCUUGUCUCCCCACAGCCUUUGUUUCUCCCCGUCCGCCACCUGCACUCCUCCCACUCCUCUCUCCAAUCCUUCGCCAACGCGUCAAGAUCCUGAGCGAGGUUUCUGUAUCAUCCAACGAUAAAUGGAUCCAACUAUUAUGUUGGUCAUCUGAGAAGGGCGAUCGUCUACAACAUAUAAUUGGCAACACCACCUUCGAACCGCAUCCUGUCUCCGGCGAGAUCGAGUUGCCAGAUGACAUCCCUGUAACAUAUAAGCGAAUCGACGACGAAACCCUCCGUGCACAGGUCAUACUACAAGACUACCAAUUGUCUGUGCUCUACCUAUGGUGUCCCGAAGAUGACCAAGGCGAUGGUCGAGGCUGGCGAGUAGCGGAACUUCUUCCGCGUGAGACUCCCGCCGCGGACGAACACACCUGGUCGUCUUCGAUCGGUGAAGCAAAUGUUCAGGCUCGGGAGAAACUGUUCUCCGAUGUAUUGGACUCACCAAACCAGACUAGUGGUGCGGGUCAGCAGGAGGAGGAAGAAGAAGACGAUGACGCUGAUUACUGGGCGCGUUACGAUUCAACUCCCGGCCCUGGACGUACACCGGGACCAAAGACCCCUGCCAUGGGUGGAGAUUCAUUCCCCAAUGCCCCGGUCAGCCUGACCGAGGACUCAUACUUCUCUCAAUACGGCGAUGUUCAGCCAGCUAUGGAUAGCCAUGAUCCCGAAGAACAAACGGAGGAAGUUGGACCCACCUCGCUAAAUGGCGAUAUUCUUUCGAACCUGCUUCGCAGACAAGUAAAUAGUGAUCAAGAGGAGCAGGCCCGUACCAAUGGGUAUGCGGCAGCUGAUGUUCCUCGUCACGAGGCCGGCAGAUCGCUCAGUCACCCGCGACCUGCGUCUGGGUCAAUCUCAUCGAACCACUCUGAAACCUCAGAUACAGUGGCCAGAUUGGAGAUGGAGGCAGCCUCCCAGUCUACUUAUGAAGUUGGAGUGUCGCAGCAUAUUGGAGCCAGUAUCAAGAGCCUGUUCCGGUUGGCCAAGGCCACGGGCAUGAGCCGAGCUGAGUUUCAAUCUAUGGUGCAGACCGAGUUGGAGUUGCUUAAUUUAUCGGAUGAGGAUGAUUGA